AGUCGCGGCAAGUGUAAGCUAAUGAGAGGAAAGCUGGGCGUUGAAAGAGCAGCACUGAUUAGCGAAUCGGAAAUCGCCUUAAUGAAAGCCCACUUGUGAUUCGUUCUAAGUAGAUCAAAGCCUCGGCGGACUGGAACCAGCGGGACAUUGAGGGCUUGAGUCCACGUGAAAAUCGGGCAAUGGGUGAGGUAUCACCCAUCACCAGCAGCUAUUAAGCUUUAUUACCCUCUACGGAGUCCAUAUUUGUCCUGGACAGUUUUCUAUUUCCACAACCAAGGAAAGCUUAUACCCUCAUCACCUCUCUGAAGAACUAUUGGUCACCCAUCUCUGAUCUUGAUCCCAAUUCAUGUGUACUCUGUCAUCAGGAUGGCUGGCACGGUGCUAGGAGUGGGUGCUGGCGUGUUCAUCUUAGCCCUGCUCUGGGUGUUGGUGCUGCUGCUGUGUGUGCUGUUAUCCAGAGCCUCCGGGAUAGCUAGGUUCUCUGUCAUUUUUGUAUUCCUUGGUGCUGUGAUCAUCACGUCUGUUCUAUUACUUUUUCCCCGAGCCAGUGAAUUUCCAGCCCCAGAGGUCGAAACGAAGAUUGUGGAUGCCUUUUUCAUUGGGCGCUAUGUCCUGCUGGCUUUCCUCAGCGCUGUCUUCCUUGGAGGUCUCUUCUUGGUUCUAACUCAUCAUAUCCUGGAACCAAUCUAUGCCAAACCACUGCGGUCCUAUUGAGCAUUGUUGGGGAAAACCAAGACCCUGUUCUCCUCUGCUCCAUUUUUAUGACAUUGAUGAGCAACAGGGACUUCAGAGCCUUAUUUUGACAGUCUUCCUAUUUGAAGGCAGAGGAAUAUAUAUUCAUCACUAAGACAAAUCUCUUGAGCUCUGGCUCCCAGAAACAGGGUUGCAAAAUUGUCCCCAUGGGCAUCAAUUCUCACCGUUUUAGGAGGGCUGCUACUGUCUUCUUAGUACCUGCACUUAGGAAUUUCAUCUGUUUUGAAAGGGAAAUAGUAAUAAUCAUCUUAGAGUAGAUUUUCAGUCAUGCUAUUUAUAAGUGGACUUGGGGGGAAGGAUGAGCCCUUUUUGAUAAUAUGUGAAAUUCUUAGUUAUAAAUUAUUAUCAUAGCUGGGUGUGGUGACACAUGUAAUCCCAGCUACUCAAGAUGCUGAAGCAGGAGAAUUGCAAGCUUGAGGCCCACCUGAGCAACUUAGUGAGACCCUGUCUCAAAAAUUUUCAAGAAAAGGCUGGGAGUAUAACUCAGUGAUAGAGUGUUCCUGGGUUCAGUUCCCAAUACCAAAAAAGAAAAAAAAGUUGUAGUUAUUUGCAAAGUAAAAGCACUUAAACACAGAGGUUACUUUAAUGUGAUAAUUUGGAAGACUAAUUUAGAUGUUGGUUAUUGACCACCCUAUGCAUAUAAUUUCACAGAAGCCUAUAAAAGCAAUGGGUAUUACUUUCCUCUGCUCUAAUAAAGCAAUAAACAACCACCAAGGGGCUGACUUUCACUUCAAACUCUUAGCCAUGUAGUGAAGCAUUUGUAUUUUAUUUUCAAUCUGUAAGGUAGUAUUUUUAUAUUUCAAACUUGUUUGGAAAUUAGAGGACAGGUAGGAAAAUGUUGGUAGACUGUACUCCUGCCAUAUAUCUGUAGGUUCUUUUCCAGGAUAUGGUCCCUCUGUGUGCUUUUACAUUAUCUUAACGGACCAUUUUAGGUUGUGGUACUCUCUCCCCAUCUUUGUAACUCUUUCUUCAACCCUAAUCAGGAACAUAUAUUAUCAGCAUUAGAUUAUAACUUUAUACGUGCCUGAUCUCCCUGACCAAGUAAAAUUUGUGCCUAAAUGGAGGGUCACUUUAGGAAGUGUCAUCCUGACACCCUAGAUCUGUUUAGAAAAUGGUCUUCUGGCUUAAAAUGAAGACCCAAGAGAACAAGUUGGAAAGAUUGAUUAGGUAUGUGUUAUAUGCCAGUAGUCUGCUAAUACCUUUGAAGUUUAUUUAAGUUUUACAACAAUCUGUCAUCAUCACCCCCCACUUUUUGUUGUUGUUGUUGUACUGGGGUUUGAAUCCAGGGGUGUUCUACCACUGA
This is a messenger RNA of Marmota monax (woodchuck), 2056 nucleotides long. RefSeq names its product transmembrane protein 218 (gene Tmem218). The record is from RefSeq and is a predicted model, not a curated record. The transcript is spliced from 6 exons. NCBI's taxonomy places the organism in Eukaryota, Metazoa, Chordata, Mammalia, Rodentia, Sciuridae. Bases 367 to 714 code for a protein of 115 amino acids.